UCAUGGCGGAGGCGCUGCUCUCCCGGCUUUCCAGGCGCCGCUUCUGGGGCGGCUUCGUGUGCGGGGCGGCCCUGGGCGGCGCCGCCACCGCCGCGGCCCUGGCCGCCGCGCAACGAGUCCCGGCCGACCGCCGCCGCCCCUGUGAAUCCCCGCCCCCUUCCCGCCACGACAGCAGCCCCGCCGGCGAGCCCUUGCGGGAGGAACCAGCGCCUGAGUCUGUGCUGGGAAUGUAUGGCUUUCCCGUAGAUGGAACGCAGACCAGACUCUACACCAAUCACGCUCUGUCUUAUGACCAAGCAAAACGGGUACCGAGGUGGGUGAUCGAACAUAUCUCCAAACACAAGACUGUGGGCGAUGCAGACAGAAGACAUUGUAAGUUCAGGCCAGACCCCACCAUCCCUCCACUCUUUAGUGCCGUGAACGAAGACUACAUCGGGAGUGGCUGGUCACGAGGCCACAUGGCGCCGGCGGGAGACAACAAAUACUCUCCAAAAGCCAUGGCAGAAACGUUUUAUCUCUCCAACAUUGUGCCUCAGAACUAUGAGAAUAAUGCCGGAUUCUGGAACAGAAUGGAAAUGUAUUGCCGCGAACUAACAGAGAGAUUUGAAGACGUGUGGAUCGUUUCGGGACCUCUGACGUUACUUCAGGUCGACGAGGACGGGAAGAAAAGAGUCACUUAUCAGGUAAUUGGAAAAGACGAUGUGGCUGUUCCUUCGCAUCUGUACAAAGUGAUCCUCGCCAGGCGAAGCGCGACGUCGCCCGACCUGCUGGCGCUGGGGGCCUUCGUCGUGCCCAACAAUCCUAUCGGCUUUGAUCAUCAGCUGCCGGAAUUCCAAGUCGGCAUCGAAGAGCUGGAGAAGAUGUCGGGCCUCGUUUUCUUCCCGCAGGUGAAUAAAGACGAAAACGUCCGGAAUAUCUGUGAGAUCGACACGUGCAGACUGAUGAGCUUGGAGGAAUUCACUUUGUACAUCACCACGCGGAAGGUGCAGAGCGCCAGGACCCUUGAGAGAUUGGGGAAGAUCAUGUCAGAGUUACAGGAGAAAGGGAUAAAGCCCGACGAAUAUCUCUUGAAGGUUUACAAGAAGAAAGAGGAGGAAUUAGCAAUACAGAAGACGGUGGAAGCUAGAGAAGGGAGAGCUGGUUAAGAUCGUUAAAAAAAACCCACACCUUUGACUCUGCCACUGUUAAGAUUUGGUCGGGUUUCUGCGAUGACGGAGCUCCUGAAGUAGAAGUUUGGUUCUUUGGUGUGAGAAUUAUAAUAUCCCCUGGGGCUCAAGAUGGCAAUAGAACGUACAUUGACGGACCCGUGCCCUUUUUGAAACCAGUCUAUUCAGAAUUGCUUCUAAGGGCACGGUAAAUAUUGAAGACGGUUACCUUGGGGAGAUACAAGUGGAAUCGGUCUUACGGAACUUCUUUUUUCUAACACAAUGCUUUAAAAAUAGUGUUAUUCUAUUUUCUUUUUGGACUCUUAAGUUUUUUCCCUUCCUGAUAUUAUUUUUAGACUAAAUAAAGGGAAGUAAUUUCUCUGGUACCUUUGUAUUAAUUUUUUGUUCCCCUUCAGCACAGCCUCAAAUUAUCUUCAUUAAUGAUAGCUUUGCUGUCUAAAAGUCAUAGCUGU
Messenger RNA from Gekko japonicus, 1618 nucleotides. RefSeq names its product endo/exonuclease (5'-3'), endonuclease G-like (gene EXOG). Gene Ontology annotation, biological process: apoptotic DNA fragmentation. Gene Ontology annotation, cellular component: nucleus; mitochondrial inner membrane. Bases 3 to 1145 code for a protein of 380 amino acids. The transcript has 6 exons. The record is from RefSeq and is a predicted model, not a curated record. Gene Ontology annotation, molecular function: metal ion binding; single-stranded DNA endonuclease activity; RNA endonuclease activity. NCBI's taxonomy places the organism in Eukaryota, Metazoa, Chordata, Lepidosauria, Squamata, Gekkonidae.